Cebus imitator (Panamanian white-faced capuchin) is the source of this 2665-nucleotide messenger RNA. Its product is annotated as DNA-directed primase/polymerase protein-like. NCBI's taxonomy places the organism in Eukaryota, Metazoa, Chordata, Mammalia, Primates, Cebidae. Gene Ontology annotation, molecular function: DNA-directed DNA polymerase activity; chromatin binding. Gene Ontology annotation, cellular component: nucleus; mitochondrial matrix. Gene Ontology annotation, biological process: response to UV; error-prone translesion synthesis; replication fork processing. The record is from RefSeq and is a predicted model, not a curated record.
CUCAUAAGUGGGAGCUAAAACUGGCUACAAAGUAUAUAAAUACAGGAACAAUAGACAUUGGAGAACAUAAGGAACGGAAAAGACAGAAAGGUGCAGGAUUGAAAAACUACCUUUUGAGUACUAUGCUCACUUCUUAGGUGACAGGUUCAAUCAUACUCCGAACCUCAGCAUCACACAGGAUGCCUUUGUAAAAAACCCGCACAUGUACCCCCAGAAUCUAAAAUAAAUGCUGAAAACAAAUUAAAUAAAUUUGAAAAAAUAAAAAUAAAUUUUUGUUUUUUUAUAAAUUACCCAGUGUCAGUUAUUCUAACAGCACUAAACAGACUAAAAUAAACACCAUACAUAUAGAGGAACAAAGAAUCACAGCCAACUUUUCAAAAACCAUGUACAAGAGAGUGAAAUGAAAUAAAGUACUAAGAGAAAAAAAAAAAAAACUACUAAUCUAGAAUUCUGCACCCUGUGAAAUUACCCUGCAAAAGUGAAGGAAAAAUAUGGACUUUUUCAGGAAAACAAAAAUUGAAGAAAUUUAUUGGCAGCAGAUCUGCCCCCACAAAAUGUUAAAAGAAAUUCUCGGGUCUUCCCGAGAGCCUGCGGGCGUCCACUCCCAGCGCGGGAUUCUGGAGAUAAACUGAGGGAAACCUGGAAACUGCGCCGAGCCCAAGGGGUACCUAGAAGGGAGACAAGGCCAGGCCUGCUGCCCAGUGUGAGCUCCGGGAAGAAGAAGGGCACGCCGAGAGGCCCGCCAGCUUCUGUUGACGCUCUUUCAAUCAAAAGCCACGAGCUGCGUGGAGUUCCCCAGGACUCAGUUCUCAGCACUUCCUGGUCACUGGGUAGUCAGUCUGGACACGCAGGUUCAAGCCCCUCCACCAGCACGUAGUGCUGCAGACGAAAAUGGGAAACAAAACUGAAGCAAAUUGAAGAACGAGCAUCUCAGUAUGAGAGGAAACCAUUGUCCUCAGUGUAUAGGCCACGAUUGUCCAAGCCAGAAGAACCACCCUCCAUUUGGAAACUAUUUCAUCGACAAACUCAGGCUUUUAAUUUUGUUAAAAGCUGUAAAGAGGAUGUUCAUGUAUUUGCUUUGGAAUGCAAAGUGGGAGAUGGACAGCGUACUUACCUUGUGACAACCUGUGCUGAACUUUGGUUUUACUAUAAAUCCAGAAAAAAUCUCUUACACUGCUAUGAAGUUAUUCCUGAAAAUGCUGUGUGCAAGCUUUAUUUUGAUUUGGAAUUUAACAAACCUGCCAAUCCAGGAGCUGAUGGGAAAAAGAUGGUUGCAUUACUCAUUGAGUAUGUGUGUAAAGCGCUUCAAGAAUUAUACGGUGUUAAUUGCUCAGCUGAAGAUGUUUUGAACUUGGAUUCUAGCACUGAUGAAAAAUUCAGCCGGCAUUUAAUAUUUCAGCUUCGUGAUGUGGCAUUUAAAGAUAACAUUCAUGUUGGUAAUUUUUUGAGAAAGAUUUUGCAGCCUGCUUUUUACUUGCUUGGCAGUGAAGAUGCUGAUAGCGCGGAGACAAGAGGCCACGGAUUUCCCCACUUUUCUGAAGCAUCUACAAAACCAGGAUUUUCUUUUAACAAAAUGUUCGCAAAAAAGGCUGUAGAAGAAAGCUGGACAUUGAAUUCAAAGAAACUGGAGAGUCUAGGGUCAGCUGAGCAAGCCAGUCCUGGCCUUUCAUUUCUAGUUGUGAAGAAUAACAUGGGAGAGAAGCAUCUUUUCGUAGAUCUAGGAGUUUAUACAAGAAAUAGAAACUUUCGGCUGUAUAAAUCAUCAAAAAUAGGAAAGUGUGUGGCUUUGGAGGUUGCUGAGGAAAACAGAUUUUUUCCUAUACAGUCGGAAAACGUUUCAGAAGAAUAUCAGUAUUUUCUUUCUUCUUUGGUCAGCAAUGUCAGGUUCUCAGAUACUUUACGAAUUCUUACAUGUGACCCAUCUCAGAAUAAACAAAAAUGAGUUGGAUAUUUUAACAGUAUCAGCACUUCAGUAGAAACCAUUGAAGGUUUUCAGUAUUCACCCUAUCCUGAAGUUGAUCAUUUUGUUCUUUCUUUGGUGAAUAAAGAUGGCAUUAAAGGAGGAAUUCGGCGUUGGAACUACUUUUUCCCAGAAGAAUUAUUGGUUUAUGAUAUUUGUAAAUAUCGUUGGUGUGAAAACAUCAGAAGACCCCAUAAGAGUAAUAAUAUCAUGAUUCUGGUUGAUCUGAAAAACGAAGUUUGGUAUCAAAAAUGUCAUGACCCCGUAUGUAAAGCAGAAAACUUCAAAUCUGACUGUUUCCCAUUACCUGCUGAAGUAUGUCUCCUGUUUCUUUUCAAAGAGGAAGAAGAGUUUACAACAGAUGAAACUAGGAGCAGUGAAACCCAGAAUCCUCAUAAGCCAUCACCUAGCAAGCUGUCAACAGGUGCAUCUGCUGACACAGACUGGAAUAAUGGCAUUGAUGAUGCUUAUUUUUUAGAAGCUACUGAAGAUGCUGAAUUAGCUGAAGCGGCAGAGAACAGUCUUCUGAGUUACAAUAGUGAAGUGGAUGAAAUUCCUGAUGAACUAAUUAUAGAAGUAUUACAAGAGUAGGUAAUUCACUGUGGACACUUGUCACCAGACUAUAAUUUGCCUGAUGUCUAUCAGAUUUGAUAAAUAUAUUGUUAAACCUGUUAACAUAAAUUAAGUUUUAUCACUGUUUUCCAA